AUGUGUUCCUCAAAUUCAAACAAACAAACCACUCAAGUUGGUUGCUGUUGCAAGCCAGUUGCUCAACCUGUGCCUGCUACCUCUUGUUCCUGUGAACAAGGCAGUUGCACGAAGGCCACCAGGUGCUGUAUUUCCAUCGAGCAAGCUGCCAAUGGCAAGUGCUGUGUGACUAUUAAGUGCAUCUGUGACGAUUGUUCCAAGUGUUGUGCUGACGGCAAGUGCUCCAACGGUGGUAAGUGCUGUGUAUCUUCCAAGUGUACCUGCGACGACUGCUCCAAGUGUUGUACUGACGGCAAGUGCUCCAACGGUGGUAAGUGCUGUGUAUCUUCCAAGUGUACCUGCGACGACUGCUCCAAGUGUUGCACUGACGGCAAGUGUUCCAACGGUGGUAAGUGCUGUGGCAAUAAAUCCUCAUGUAUUUGCGCUGAUUGUUCCUCUAGUUGUCUCGAUGGAAAAUGUCCAAACUGUGGUAAGUCAUGUACCACUGAGACAGGCUGUUGUUGA
This is a messenger RNA of Maudiozyma barnettii, 504 nucleotides long. RefSeq lists its product as uncharacterized. Bases 1 to 504 code for a protein of 167 amino acids. The record is from RefSeq and is a predicted model, not a curated record. NCBI's taxonomy places the organism in Eukaryota, Fungi, Ascomycota, Saccharomycetes, Saccharomycetales, Saccharomycetaceae. The transcript has a single exon.